AGGGAGGAUCAUAAGGAAAGAGAUAAAGAUCGUGAAAUGGCCAAUGAACAUGCAAGGGACAGAGAUAAGGAUCACGACAGGUACGAUAGAAGUAGAGGACGGGAGAAGGAUUAUGAGAAGCAGGGGGAGAGAGAAAAGGUGAAAGAUAAAGAUCGUGAGAGGGGGAAGGACAGAGGGAGGGAAAAGGAUCGAGACAAGGUGAAGGAUAGGGAAAGGGAAAAGGACAAAUUAAAAGAUCGCGAAAGGGAAGAGAGAGAGAAAGUCAGGGAGGAUUCAUCGAGAAACCGGAAAACCGAUUAUGAUAAACCCAGAACAAGGAAUAAAGAUCAGGACGCAGGUGGAAGCAAAGGAGUUGAAUUGGAUGAAAGAAGAGAAGUUGGUAAUGGGGACACUAACGUUGAUGGGAAGGCAGAAGAAGCUGAAUCUGCAAUGGAUGAUCAUGACAAGAAGCCUGUGGGGUCACAAUCAAAUGCGGAGCUUGAAGAACGCUUGAAAAAAAUGAAACAAGAACGACUGAAGAGAAAAGCUGAGGAUACUUCAGAGAUUUCAUCAUGGCUUAGUAAAAGCCGGAGGCUCGAGGAAAAGAGGAAUGAGGUCAGGGAGAAAGCUGCACGUGUUUCAAAAAUUUUGGAUGAGCAGGAUAAUUUUGGAGAAGAAAGUGAUGAUGAGGCAGCAAUUGGGCACAGCAAAAAGGAUUUAGCAGGGGUUAAAAUUCUUCAUGGUCUCGAUAAGGUACUUGAGGGUGGAGCGGUUGUCCUCACUCUAAAAGAUCAGAGCAUCCUUGCUGAUGGUGAUAUUAAUGAAGAGAUUGAUAUGCUUGAAAAUGUGGAAAUUGGAGAGCAAAGGCGAAGAGAUGAUGCCUACAAGGCUGCUAAGAAAAGGAAUUUAUAUGAGGAAGCGUUCAAUGAUGACAUGGGUUCUAGGAAGACAAUACUUCCACAAUACGACGAUCCGGUUGAGGAUGAGGGAGUAACUUUGGAUGAAGGUGGGCGCUUUACUGGCGAAGCAGAGAAAAAACUCGAAGAACUACGCAAAAGGAUAGAAGGUGGCUCUAUAAGCAGAGCAUUUGAAGAUCUUAAUUCAGCAGCAAAGAGUACAUCCGAUUAUUAUACUCCAGACGAAAUACUUCAAUUUAAGAAGCCUAAGAAAAAGAAAUCUUUGAGGAAGAAGGACAAACUUGAUUUGGAUGCACUUGAAGCAGAAGCUAAAUCCGCUGGACUUGGUGUUGGCGAUCUUGGUUCCAGGAAGGAUUCUAAGAGACUAUCCACCAAGGAAGAAGCGGCCAGAAUUGAGUCUGAAAUGAGAAGUAAUGCUUACCAGUCAGCCUUAGCUAAAGCAGAGGAGGCAUCCAAAGUUUUGCGUCAGGAGCAAACUCUAACUGGUAAGGAUGUGGAUGAUGAUGAUAUGGUUUUUGGGGAAGACUAUGACGAUCUUGAGAAGUCCCUUGCGCAAGCUAGAAAACUCACACUAAAGAGGAAAGAGGAAGAUGCACCUUCUGGUCCUCAGGCAGUUGCACUUUUAGCUUCAGCAAAGGGGCAAGAAGACACUCAAAGCUUUACAGUAGGAGAGCCACAAGAAAAUAAAGUUGUUAUCACUGAAAUGGAGGAGUUUGUUCUGGGUUUACAGCUAAAUGAAGAUACUCAAAAGCCUGAAUUGGAAGAUGUUUUUAAUGAUGGCGAUGACAUUGCAAAACCUGUUGAACAUAAAAUGGAAAUUGAUGUUGGAGGUUGGACGGAGAUCCAAGAAACAAAUGACAAUGAACAGCCUGCUACUGAGGACAAAGAGGAUGUUGCUCCAGAUGAAAUCAUCCAUGAGGUUGCUGUUGGGAAAGGUUUAUCAGGUGCGCUUAAGUUGCUCAAAGAUCGCGGGACGCUCAAGGAGAGUAUAGAUUGGGGAGGUAGAAACAUGGACAAGAAGAAAAGCAAACUUGUCGGCAUUAAUGAUAACGAUGGUCCAAAAGAAAUUCGUAUCGAGAGGACUGAUGAAUUUGGUCGAAUUAUGACCCCAAAGGAAGCAUUCCGGAUGAUCUCCCAUAAAUUUCAUGGUAAGGGUCCAGGCAAAAUGAAACAAGAAAAGCGUAUGAAGCAAUAUCAAGAAGAUUUGAAGACGAAGCAGAUGAAAGCUUCUGACACUCCAUUGCUGGCGAUGGAACGAAUGAGGGAAGCUCAAGCGCAGCUGAAGUCUCCCUAUAUCGUACUCAGUGGGCAUGUUAAGCCAGGGCAAACUAGCGAUCCGAGAAGUGGUUAUGCUACAUUGGAGAAAGAUCAUCCCGGGAGUUUGACACCUAUGCUUGGUGAGAAGAAGGUUGAGCAUUUCUUGGGCAUCAAUCGCAAGUCUUAAUUCUCCAUGCAACCUGAAUAUAUGUUCAAUCAGGUGAAGGGAAAGCACUUCAAUUUGGUUACAACGAGACAUCCUCAGUGGGAAACAAGAUUAGCAGCAUCUCUUUUUGCUCACACCUCAAAAGGACGACUCAUCAAGUUUUAUUGAAGAUGAUUUUCCGGAGGAGCUAAAACGGAAGCAUAUGCUCAUGUCUUUGUAUUGCAUUCAGACUUCUGGCGAAUUAGAGUCAGCACUGCUAACCUUGUAAUUGUGAUAUUGAGAUCGCACAAGUUCUCAUCCACAACGUGUAUAUCUUGUCUAUUAACCUGCAGUUUUUAGUGUAUACUUUCCUACUGAAAUCGUGCCUUUAAAAUCUGCGGUUAUUCUAUUGGUAUAACCCCUAGUAAUAGGUGAGCUUCUUUUCGCAACACAUUAGAUUUACGUUGGCCUUCUUGAUGUUUUGAAAUUUGUAUUGAUUGUUGAGGUUUCUUGAUUUGUGGUCCUCUAUGGCUGUAAUGAAGUAUGCUGGCGAAUUAGACAUGUCUGUUCCUGUA
Messenger RNA from Asparagus officinalis (garden asparagus), 2873 nucleotides. RefSeq names its product SART-1 family protein DOT2. Bases 37 to 2340 code for a protein of 767 amino acids. NCBI's taxonomy places the organism in Eukaryota, Viridiplantae, Streptophyta, Magnoliopsida, Asparagales, Asparagaceae. The transcript has 12 exons. The record is from RefSeq and is a predicted model, not a curated record. Gene Ontology annotation, cellular component: U4/U6 x U5 tri-snRNP complex. Gene Ontology annotation, biological process: mRNA cis splicing, via spliceosome; maturation of 5S rRNA.